AUGGCUUCCAUCUUGCGACAGAUUGUCGCGGGGCCGCGUUCUCGGCAUCCUGAAGCCGGCCUGGAUCUUUGUUACGUUACUGACAACAUUAUUGCAACAUCGGGUCCUUCAGAAACAUACCCGCAACUCGCAUACCGAAACCCUCUCGACCAACUCGUCAAGUUCCUCGAUACCAAGCAUGGUGAAGACUGGGCGAUAUGGGAGUUCCGUGCCGAAGGAACAGGCUACCCAGAUGAAUCUGUGUACGGUCGCGUGAGGCACUACCCAUGGCCUGAUCAUCAUCCCCCACCAUUCCGACUCGUCCCCAUGAUCAUGGCCAGCAUGCGCAACUGGUUGCACGGCGGCGAAUUGGGUGGCGGAGCAGUCGCAAGCGAUGGAAGACCUAUGUCUUCGGGCCAAGGUACACUCACUCAAGAGCAAAAGGAUGCAAAGCGCGAGAAGCGAGUGGUUGUGGUGCACUGUAAAGCCGGCAAGGGACGCAGUGGCUCGAUGAGCUGCAGUUAUCUCAUUGCAGAGGAGGGGUGGAAACCCGAGGAUGCUCUUGCCCGCUUUACAGAGCGACGUAUGCGACCCAAGUUCGGUGCUGGUGUAUCGAUCCCAUCGCAGCUGCGAUGGAUCAGCUAUGUUGAUCGCUGGACUAAAGGCGGCAAGAAGUACAUCGACCGACCCAUCGAAAUCGCCGAGAUUCAUGUUUGGGGCUUGCGCCAUGGUGUCAAAGUAGAUAUCGAAGGAUUCACUGACGAGGGCAAGAAGAUCGACAUCUUUCACACAUUCAAGAAGGAAGAGCGCGUGGUCGUUGACCCUGCAGCACCGGAGGAGAGUGGUAUCAGCGAUAUGAUUUGGGAAAUGGCUGGAUAUCCUGCUGCAAAGGGGAUCCAGAAAGCACCUGAAGAAGCACACUUUUCCGAAGCGGCGAACCGUGAAGGCGACGACACUGUGGAUGCGGCCGAAGAAAAGGAUGGAAAGGGCAGGAAACACGCUCUUAAGAGGAAGGGCACAGAAAUCUUGCACAAGGUGUCGCCGGCGAGCUCGCAUAAGGGUACAAUUAAGUCGAAAGAUGAGUCUGCUACAUCUUCAAAGACCGACCUUACGAAUACCUCUGAGGAAGAGCCAGGUGGUAUGGCGGUUAUCCUAAGGCCUAAGGAGCCGGUUCAAAUCCCGAACAGCGAUGUCAACAUUUCAGUCGAGCGCCGUAACAAGACUCCAAAGAGCAUGGGUCUCACUAUGGUUACGGCUGUCGCACAUGUUUGGUUCAACACUUUCUUCGAAGGCCAGGGACCCGAACGGGACGGCAAGGCUCUCGAUAGCGGCGUGUUCAGCAUCGAGUGGGAUGCUAUGGACGGCAUCAAGGGUUCCAGCCGCAAGGGCUCCCGAGCCUUUGAUCGCAUUGCUGUCGUAUGGCGCGUAGCUGGUACCGACGCCCUGCCCGAAGAAGUGCUCGAGCCUGCGGAGGGACAGCCUGUGCCGCAAGCCAGGCCUGCUGAUUGGCAGGGUGCGAAUAAGGAAGACCCUGACAACCAGAAGGACUUGGGCCUCAGGGUGCAGAGUCCUGCGAGUGCGGAUGUGAGCAAGGCGAGCAGUAUGGCUGAAGAGCUUGAUGACAAGAAGAAUGACGGAGGUGAGCUGGAAGGUGUCAGAUCGAGUGGUCCGACAGGAGAGGAUCUGAACACUGGGGAUCACGGCGAGGUCAAGGGCGAUGGGAUCAAGAAGGCGUAG
Fusarium coffeatum is the source of this 1716-nucleotide messenger RNA. RefSeq lists its product as uncharacterized. Gene Ontology annotation, biological process: protein dephosphorylation; phosphatidylinositol 3-kinase/protein kinase B signal transduction; regulation of phosphatidylinositol 3-kinase/protein kinase B signal transduction. Gene Ontology annotation, molecular function: phosphatidylinositol-3,4,5-trisphosphate 3-phosphatase activity; protein tyrosine phosphatase activity; protein tyrosine/serine/threonine phosphatase activity. The transcript has 2 exons. Bases 1 to 1716 code for a protein of 571 amino acids. Gene Ontology annotation, cellular component: plasma membrane; cell projection; cytosol. Lineage: Eukaryota; Fungi; Ascomycota; Sordariomycetes; Hypocreales; Nectriaceae. The record is from RefSeq and is a predicted model, not a curated record.